AUGGAUUAAUUUAAUGAGUUCAGAUUUUUAGCAGCCUCAUGUCCCGCUACUACUUUUCCAAUAAUACUUGGAGGGACAAAUGCUGAAACAGCAUUUACUGCUUUUGAUGAUGACAAUGUAGGUAAUAUUGGAAUAGGAGGAUAUACUUAUGAUAGUGGAUUACUGGGAACACCAUUGAAUGAGAUGUAGCCAAUUAUUGCGAUGAUCACUCCAGCAAGCACAUAUUUAUGGUCAAAAGCAAUAUAUUAAGUAGGAUACAUGGUUCUUUCUCUCGAUGGUGUUUUAGGAGUGGCAAUUACUGGAGAUACUAGUGCAGAUGGUAACUUUGCUUAUUUUGGAGGUUAUCUGUUUCAAGGCUCAAUCGAAUAAGCACAUAUUUAAAGAGCUGAUUAUACAAAGUACAAUGUGAACACUGAUACUCUCACUUCUGAUUAUAGUAUAAAUUUACCAACUGAAAUUACUACUGUAACUUAAAUUAGAGGAAUUGAUUCACAAUCAGUAGAGCUGUUAUACCAAGAUGCAUCUGGGCUAGGAUUUAAACUUAUGAAGAUAAAUUUUCAAACUUUAGCUUGCUCAGUUUAAGCAAUCACUAUCUUCGCCUCAAAUACUAAUAACAUCUAUAGUUCAAAAUACUUAAGCAAUUAGGGAGGCUAUGUAUUCGUAGGAGGUUAUGACAACUUUGGAGGAGGACCAACUGGCAUUGCUGAUUAAACUUUUAAUGUCUAGGAAGUUAAGAGACUAAUGAAGUACCUGAUCAAAAAAUAACUAUUGAUCUAAAUCUUGCUUCAAUUCAAAGUAUGGCUGGUACUGCGAGCUAUUAUUCUUUUUCUUACAGUUCAGUAGCCUUUAAUGUAAUAGCCUCGAAUUCUCACCUAGUCAACUUUAACUGGAACAUAUAUGAUUGGUAAUUCAUAAACAUUUACAAUGACUCCAUAUACCAUUGAUUGCGACCUUGCAACUCUGACUUAGGAAAUUAAAUUUGAAUCCUCAUUAUCUAACUCAAUUUUUGGAACUUCAACAAUAUAUUCUAUCGAUAAUAUCAACUAUUAAUUCACUUUGAAUACUGCUGAUACAACUUAUGAUGGCUAUACUAUAAUUUUUUCACUAACUGCUACUGUUUAAGAAACUUGGCAAACCGCAUCCUACAAUUACGAAAUACUUAUUCAACAGUAUACUUGUGAUAAAGUUGUAAUAACUGCUCAAACUAUACCUGAUCUUACAUAUUUUUUAAGCUAUGGAGACGGCUAUGUCAUUGCAGAUAUCUAGUGGCCAUAGACUUAUGAAGCUUUAUGUCCGUAUUCAUCAUAGAUUCUUGUUACAAAAAUCGAAGACGGCUUAACUUAUUAAACAAUAUAAAAAAUUGACAUUUCAAAUCCUACUCACUUUUAAUUCACUUCAAAUGGCUUAAACUCAAUUGGAAAUUAUAGAGUUGAUAUCAAUAUAUACGUUAGCAGUUUAAAUGAUUAUACUACUAAUAGCGGUUUAAAGAGUAGAAAUAUUUAUAGUGAUACAUUCAUGGUUCAAGUAACUGAAGAAUGGAAGGGAUACUGUCUCGGGGAGUAAAAGCUAAACAAAUUAUGCCUUUACUGUUAUACAGAGCUAUUCAGAUUUACCUUUUUUCAGCUAUUUAAACUUGAAAGAUAUGAAACUAGAAAAUUCAAUAUAGACCUAGCUAUUGAUUUAGGUGAGGCUAGUGAAUUUGCAAAAUUUGAGAAUUUUAAUCUUAAAUUUAAUCCUACUUAAAGGAAUGAGUUGAAAUCAUACGAGAUAUAAUACUCAGUAACUAGUCUAAGUGACAACCUCUCAUAUAUUGGUGUAUUAAAAGUAGAUGUAGGUAUUUAUUUCCGCGGUAAUCAAACUAAUCUACCAAGUGAAAAUAUAGAUGUUGGAUCAGAAGGAUCUGUCAAUAACCCAAGGGUAAAAAGGAUAAUCACAGCAAGAAUUAUUUCCAUGAGUUUUAGAGGAAUAGCCACAAUCAGAUUUAAUGAUACACUAGCUUUAAAUCGCGACAAUGUAACUCAUUUUUAUGCCAUCUCUUUCGAUGGUAUAGAUCUGAAACUGCAAUUAGAAUUUUCUUAUCCUGAAGGUGUUUCUUAAUCAUCUGUAAUAUUUUAAACUGAGUCUAAUCUUGUUUUUAGAUAUAAGAUGUCCUUAAGAUUUUCUAUGAAAAUGCUUUGGCGAAUGAUGAAUAUUCUUUAGCUAAUAGUUAACUUGCCUUUAAUGGGAUUCAAUUUACCAUCUAAUGUUGUUUUAUGCUUUACUCAGCUAGUGGGUAUAACAUCACUUUAGUUUGUUGAUAAAGACACUGUUAAAUCUCACUUUUUUAACUAUUUAUCUAGUGGAAAGGAAAGUAAUGAUUAUGAAAUGACUAUCUCAGGACUUGUGUUAAUUGUUAUGUUUAUGAUGCCUUUCUCUACUUACGCAUUUUUAUUGAUGAAUGAAGAGAGGUUAUUUGAAAGAUCAUUCAAAAAGAGAUUUGGGUCACUUUAUCUUGGAAUGAGACAAUAGUGUCCUCAUUUGAUUUUAAAUGCUUCUAUGUUUUACAUGAAGAGAUUAAUAUAUGGACUUUCAGUUGUAUUCUUACUUGAUCUUGACAUCAUCUAAAUUUUAUUCAAUCUUAUAAUUGCUCUUGGUACUUUGACUACUUAAAUCCAUUAUAAGCCUUUGGACUCUAGAUAAGGAAACAAUUUUGAGAUUUUUAAUGAGCUCUAGUAUUUCACAAUCUUGACUUUAAUUUUAGUUCUAGUGGGUGACAUUAUUACUGAUAUAGAAAUGCGUUAUACAAUAGGAUGGAUAAUUGUAAUGAUGGUGAUUAAUUUCAUAAUCCUAAACUGGGGAUAUCUUUUUGUAUUAAUGGCUUUCUCUAUUGUUAAGUACUCAAAGAUUUACUAUAGAAGAUUCCUAAUGAUGAGAGCCAUGAAAAGAAAAGUAAAAAAGAUGUUUGACUAUCAACUUUAGAAUUAAUUUGAGAGUACGUUAAUUCUAAAUCAGCUAAAGAAAAAGUAAGAGUAAAUACCUGCAGUUGACAUACAAGUAAUGGAGUUUUCAUAAUCAAAGCCAUCAAAUGAAAUAGAGCAAGUUGAUGAAGUUAGUUUGACCUUAGAAGAAGAGAAUGACUUGAAUGAAUAAGAAAUGAUAGCAAAGACUGCAUCAGGACAUUUUGAUCAAAGACAAAAUUCGUUAUCUCCAUCCUAGUUAUCUAUGACUCCAAGAAAUCCUAAUAGUAUUGGCACCCAAUUUAGAAAAUCCUAAAGCCCUUAAUAAAUGACAAGUUUAAAAUAUUAAAAAGCAAGGAGUCAUCGAUUGAGCAACAAAAAAUUGACAGAUUCAACUAAAAAUUUUAUGAAAUAGGAAUCAUUACCAAUAUCUGAGAAGCCUAUCUCAAUGUAGAAUGGAAUUUUCGUUUCUUCAAAAACUCAGGCAAAGAGCAAAUAAUUCGGAAUUUCUCUCGUCUAAAAUCAUAUGCAGAGAAAUAACUACAUAGAUACUUUAGGAAGUGAUGAUCAACUUACAGGCAGACAUAAAAAUCAAGAGGAGGAGAAAAUGUCCUACUAGCACUAAUUUUCUUAUUUCAGCAAGGCAAGUAAUGGAAGUAAUAAUGUUUCUCCAGGACUACCUCAUAGAUAGCCAUCAAUUCUAAUGUCUAGUCAGGUAAAUCUGGCACCUGUUUUUAGAGAUGAAAAGAAAACAGAUGAGAAUAGACUAGAUGAACUGAAAAAGAGGCUUGCAAAGUAUAACUUAGAAAAAGUUUGA
Messenger RNA from Stylonychia lemnae, 3753 nucleotides. NCBI's taxonomy places the organism in Eukaryota, Ciliophora, Spirotrichea, Sporadotrichida, Oxytrichidae. The record is from the annotation of a GenBank genome assembly.